AUGGCCCAGGUGCAGCUCAACACCUGGCUGGUGCUGUGUGUGUUCGCUGGAUCCCAGAGGCUGACAGAUGAACACCCUCGCAGCAGGGAUGGUGCCAGCACCAACACACCCCGUCGCAGCCCAGAGGACGCCGACGUCAUAUUAGAGAUGCUCUGGGGGAGGCUGGACAUCGAGGCCAAUGGGACCAUCCAGCUGCGGGAUGAAGAGCUGGCCUCCCUGCGCCCAGCACGGCGGUUCAUGCAGAUCUUAGAGAGUGAAGUUCCCAAAACACCGAUGGAGGUCGAGCAGCUACUGAGAUAUUAUUCACUGACCGAUGCCCCUUUGCCUCCAGGAGAGUAUGACCGUCUGAUUUUCACCAGUGUUUACUGUGCCUAUCAGAUUCGCUCCAUUCAGGGUCUGGAUAAAAAUCUCUGGAUCCAUUUUUUCUCCCAGCUAGUUGAUGAAAUCUUUCGUGAUCUGUGCAAGGGGCUCUGCCCUGCAAAUUCCACUCUCCUUAUGGCUUCCUGGCGCUGGAAGGAGAAACCUUCACAUUUAGCAUCGCUGAAACAGUUCUAUCAUUCUAACCUGGCCAGGACCAAGAGAGACACUUAAAAAGGGAAAGUGCCAUGGGAAAGGACACAUCUGACUUCAGCUGCGUCCUUGUUUGUUUUGAACGCUGGCAAUCUUUCCUCAGUAUUC
Molecule: messenger RNA, 678 nt
Organism: Cygnus atratus (black swan)
Lineage: Eukaryota; Metazoa; Chordata; Aves; Anseriformes; Anatidae
Gene: FAM180B
Product: family with sequence similarity 180 member B
Exons: 3
Coding region: 1-591 (196 amino acids)
Source: RefSeq, a predicted model, not a curated record